UACGCAAGGAAUACCUGGAUCAUACGAUACGAAUAUCUAGAGACAAAACAUGAUUUGAGUGAUUGAUGAUCGAGAAAGAAGCUCAAAAGGUCUUGAAAAGUCGAAACGUCCAUCACUGAAAUUCGGUUUCAUGCCCUCAGAUCCCAUUGCUGAGUAGGACGCAGAUUUUCUUCCUUCCUACCAUUUCCUUUCUCUUGCUUCCUUUUUGGUCAUUUGAGAUAGCUUUAUCCAUCCUUUAGCAAAAAGGAAACCAAUAGCUAGCAAUACUUGCCAUCAUAUAUACCUGGGCAAUGGCCGGCCAAGCAAACUCAGUUCUCUACAUUGAACACUUCAGGUUUGAGUAGACAUGGCCUCUCGGUGUCUUGUUACCACAGGUUUUGAGGAUGAGUGCAGAGAGAUCCAUGAUGCGUGCAACCAGCCACGCCGUUUGAGCGUUCUCUUGGCUCAUCGGAGCCCAUCGGAGAGGCAGAAAAUCAAGGCGACUUACCGUACAGUGUUCGGCGAAGAUCUCGCCGGAGAAGUGCAGAAAAUCCUCAUGGUCAACCAGGAAGAUGAGCUCUGCAAGCUGCUCUACCUGUGGGUGCUCGACCCGUCGGAGCGCGACGCGAUCAUGGCUCGGGACGCCGUCGAGAAUGGCGGCGCCACGGAUUACCGGGUCCUGGUGGAGAUCUUCACACGCCGGAAGCAGAACCAGCUCUUCUUCACCAAUCAGGCAUACCUUGCCAGGUUCAAGAAGAACCUGGAGCAGGACAUGGUCACAGAGCCGUCUCAUCCUUACCAGAGGCUAUUGGUAGCACUUGCAACCUCCCACAAGUCGCACCACGAUGAACUUAGUCGGCACAUUGCAAAAUGUGACGCCAGGAGGCUCUAUGAUGCGAAGAACAGCGGCAUGGGAUCGGUCGACGAGGCUGUCAUUCUUGAGAUGUUCAGCAAGAGGAGCAUCCCACAGCUCAGGCUAGCAUUCUGCAGUUACAAGCACAUAUAUGGGCAUGACUACACCAAGGCACUGAAGAAAAAUGGCUUCGGUGAGUUUGAACAAUCUUUGAGGGUUGUUGUGAAGUGCAUCUACAAUCCUUCCAUGUAUUUCUCCAAGCUGCUGCAUAGAAGUCUGCAAUGCUCAGCGACCAAUAAAAGGUUGGUUACAAGGGCUAUUUUGGGCAGUGACGAUGUCGAUAUGGACAAGAUCAAGUCAGUGUUCAAAAGUAGUUAUGGAAAGGACCUUGAGGAUUUCAUCCUUGAAAGCUUGCCUGAGAAUGAUUACAGAGACUUUCUUUUAGGUGCGGCCAAGGGGUCAAGGGCCUCAUGAAGUCUGUGGAGAGAGAUCCUUGAAUUAUCUAGGGAAAGUAAAGGGUGCAUAUACUGCUUUGCAUGUAAGAGCAAAUUGACCAUCAAAAACAGCAGUUUUAUGUUAUCUGAGAAUAGGAUUUAGGUGAGAACAUCAUGCUCAUUUUGUUUAUUUUGGGUGAAAAAAGUUAUCAGUUCAACUAAACAAUUGUUUUGACAUUUGUGAUGGCAAAAUAGCCAAGCCUUAUCUUCAAUAGAUAAAACAUAGAAGUAGGGUACGCAUGUUUUGGUGGACUACGUUACAGAUAUAAUUUCAGAUGAGCUUCUUCUUUCGGAA
Molecule: messenger RNA, 1621 nt
Organism: Oryza sativa Japonica Group (Japanese rice)
Lineage: Eukaryota; Viridiplantae; Streptophyta; Magnoliopsida; Poales; Poaceae
Product: annexin Gh1
Cellular component (GO): cytoplasm
Molecular function (GO): calcium-dependent phospholipid binding; calcium ion binding
Source: RefSeq, a predicted model, not a curated record